AUGAGUGCGGCGGUGACAGACCCAGCGCUGGCUGCUAUCCUCCAGCGCCGCCGGCUCCUCUCUGAACCACAGCUUGCCCAGGUGACCACUUGGUCGGAAGAGCACACUUUGACGGAAGAUGCUGGCGCGGAAUCAAGCAGUCAGCAGCAUCAUUCGAUGCUCAUACGCCCCGGCAUUGUCCAGGAAGCGUUGACCGCUAUCCAGGAGAGGCCCGCGGGGCCAACGAAGCCCACAGAUCCAGUGCAAUGCUUCGACAUGGCGACAGAUUCAGAAUCGGAGGAAGAAAGCUCCGCCUCCGACAGUGGUUUGGACCCAGGCCACAUGCCCGCGCAAAGCUCUGAGUCGACGUGCAUCGGUGACGAGGACAUCUCAUCAUGCGGCGAAAGGCCGCGGACCCGUGUUGCUGCCGAUGCGCUGCAGGAUUCCACCCUGGCCGGCGAAGUUCGUGCAGCUGAAUUGAUGACUGGCCUGACUCGAGCAGCGACCGUUGCAGAGCUGCGGCUAGCAGUGCAGCAGAGGAUUUCUUCGGAGGAGAACGUCACACUGCUUACUGCAUCUGGCGGUGCAUAUGUGCCACUGCUUGACGACGAAGUCAUCGGCGGCCUAUUCGAAGAUGUUGAGGAUGUGGUGAUUCAAGGGCAUGUCUUCGUGCUGUCUGGGGCCAGAUCUGGGUCAGAGGCGACAAGGCCAAGCAUCUUGGAGGCGGAAAAUGCCCAACUCCGGGCGCAGAUCGCCGUGCUGGAGAGAAGAUUGGCGGAAUCGGAAUUUGCCCAGAGCGACCGACAGGUACAAGAACAGGCAGACAAUUCUGUGCAGCUUGUGCCCGAGCCGAUUCCGGAUCAUAUGCUGGAAACAGAGAAGGGGCAAGAAGAAGGUGAACUUCCUCUUGCGAACGACGACGUCGCUGAGGCCGAGACGGCAGUUCCAACGACUUCAGCUGAGCUCCCCGAGGCCGGACACUGCCAAGCGGCCGCCGAAGCUCCCGAAGUACCUGAUGUUGCGCAGACUCCGGAGCCAGCAAGCGAUGCUUCGGCUGCUACUCCUGGUUUCCAGCCUGGAAAAAGCGACGGGCCUUCGAAGUGUGCCGGAGGUGCGGCCACCAUCCUCGUUUCGUUGCUGUCCAUGCAGUCUCCGGAUCAGCCGGCCAUGAAGCUGGAAAUGACCUCGAAGUCAACAAUCGCCGAGCUCAGAGCUGAAGUGAUGCGCGCCUUCUUGAUUGAUGAGCGCAAUGCCCGCCGAUUGCGCUUCCUGCGCAAGCGUGGAACUUGCUACGUGUCCUUCAAGGAGGCGGAACGAGUUCGGGAGAAGAUCUUCCUGCAUGACCCUGACAUCCGAGCUUUGUCAGGCCCCAAACUUCGUGUCGCCGAGAGUGUUGGUGGUAGCCAGAUCGUCGGCCAGAACAGCGUUGGCUUGGAGCACAACUUGCCCUUAGGGUUGGACGAGAACAUUCGCAGCUUCAUCUUCCACACUUUUGCGCGGAUGAGCACAGAAGAGCGUAAUGCUUGGAACGCUCUGCCCAAGUUCGUAAUCUGGACAAUGUGGUUUGACAUCAUGUCCAGCCCUUUGUUCCAGAAGUGCCUCGACCCAGUGUUCCGCAAGAGCGUUUUUGGCCUUGACUUUGACCAGAAGGCGCCAAUGCAGGUUGCGAAGGACGACAAAGUCCUCAAAGAGUACGCCUUCCACAAGAAGCAGCUGAUUUCCGUUUGGUUCCAGGACGAGCCUGCAAGGCCGACACCUGACGAGGAGAGCUGCAAGCAAGCGGCGCAGGCGGUUCGGCAGGAGCACCACGUACUUGAUGAUGGCGGGCUUUUCGAUUUCGAUGCACUUGACGAAGUUGAGCUGGCCGGGCUCCGGGUCUGGAGGGAUGCUCACUGCCUUCAAGUCUGCAACGGCAGGCAGACUGAUCGUGUCGUGGCGGCGCUUGAGAUAGUGUCAGAUCCGGUCAAAGCCCACUCGAGCACUGCUGUCACGGAGGCAGAAGCUUUUCGAGUCGAUUUUCCUUCCUCCAGGGAAGAUCAUGUGUCGGAGGCUAAUUCCCUUCGCCCCGACGUUGGUCUCGCUCUCGCUGCCAGAUUCCCAGCCAUGACACAGCCAUUGGUGGCGCAGCUCUAUGUUUGGUAUGAAGCUCUUAAGCUCGUCAUGAGAUACACCACGGACAACCGUCAGCUGCGGCGACAGUUUCUGGUUCUGGGCCUUGCAUCGGUGGUGCGAACUGGCACCCUCGUGGCGAAGAUGCGAAUGAAUGAGAUGCAGGUCUACUACCAAAAUUCUGGCCAGCUCAGAAAGUGGAUCCGAUCCAUGAUCGAUGGCAUCCUGGCCUGUGCUGUUAUUGCCGGGCUUACCAGCUGGCACUCCUAUGCCGAGAAGGCCUUGGCGCGGAUGUGGAGGCAGGCGCUCACCACCCGACUGCACCAGCUUUACUUCGCCAGCUCGCACUUCUACCAGAUCGCGCAGGGCGGGGAAGCGGAAGGCGCAGUCGUCGAUGCAGACGUGCGGCUGACGAGUGAUGUUCCAGCUUUGGCAUCGAGUGUUUCGAGCCUACUCUCCCAAAUGCUGGGAGGAGUUGUUGACGUGAUAGCCUUUUCGGUGAUUCUGGCAAGGCAGGGUCGACGAGGCGUCCUCUUCGCCGUGGCCACGCAGAUCUACGGCAUCUCCCUCUACAUCACUGCCAACUACAUCAUGCCGGUGGAUUGGGCUGGACUGCUGGGUGGUGCCGCUGCGACAGACUCAGCAUUGAAGCAGAGUCUGAGCCGCGCAGAGACGCAUGCGCAGGCAAUCUGUGCGAUGCAAGGAGGGCCUCCAGAGCUGCGCGACUUCAAUGGCAAGCUUUUGGCCGCACUGGCCGCGAAGUGGCGAGCCUAUGUAGGUCAGGACAGGCUGGACACCGUGCUGUACUACUUCAUCUUCUCUUGUCUGGAGCAGUCACCACUGGGCUGGCUGACCUAUCUGUGGGGAGUUUCGAGCCUGAUGGCUGGCCGAUCGGUACGUGUGGGCAAUGAAGCCAGCCGCGUUUUGGGCUACACGGAGCGCAGUCCUGUGGUGGCUGAAGGCUACAGCCGGGGCAUCCAGCUCUUCUGGGGUGGCAACUUCCUCCUCUGGGCUACUUUUCGAAUUGUCUUCGCUUUACAUCAGGUGUUGCAGAACUACGCAGCCAUCAUGCGGAUUCAGCACUUGGAAAAGAAGCUUGUGGCCACUGCCAAGCCGCCACUUCGAGUCAACGUCUCGACAGAAGACCGCAUUGAGUUCAAGGAUGUCUCCAUCCAUACACCAAGCAACGCGCUGUUGGUCGACCGGUUGUCCUUCUCCGUCCGCUGGGGUGAGGCCUUGCUUCUCACUGGCCACAACGGUGCAGGCAAAAGUUCCAUUUUCCGUUGUCUGGGCGGUCUCUGGCUGAUCCAGAAUGGCAGCAUCGUACGUCCCCGCAACCACAUGGAAAACGACGAUGACGAAAUCGGUUUGACCGGCGUGGUGUACUACCUUCCGCAGAGGCCAUACAAUGCGCUGGGCACGCUCAUGGACCAGUUCUGCUACCCGGAUCCAGUGCCGGACACUUUGACCGAGAAAGAACUGCGGAGAUGGCUCGACUUCGUAGACCUCGGACACCUCGCCGACUAUCCAGGCGUAUUUUCCGAGCAGAUCGACUGGGAGCAGGUCUUGUCGCGGGGCGAGCAGCAGCGACUUGCGAUACUGCGCCUGUUCUGGAGGCGGCCCAAGUUCGCCGUGCUCGAUGAGUGCACAUCUGCAGUGAGCGGCGAAAUGGAGCGACGCCUUUUCGAACUGUGCCCCAAACUGGGGAUUUCGUGCAUCACCAUCGCACACAGACCAGCUCUGCUUCAGUACCAUCAGCAACAGCUGAUGCUAACGGGAAAGCCCAGCGAAGAUGGAGGCUGGAGUCUGAAAAAGAUUGACGGCGGCCCGACAACUUUCGACCCAGAAGCAAGCAAAAACAUUGAUGCUGCUGGCCUUAUCGAGAGCUACAUGGCUGGGCGUGCGAUCAAGCUCUCGGAGGCACGCAAGACCGAGUGUGCUGAGAUUGUCCAAGAGCGAUCGCGCAAGUUCGAGGAGUGCAGCACGCGCUCGCUGCUGCCGCAGGAAAAGCAGACCAGGAUCUACCAUCCUGCCCUGUUCACUGGACUGCGGCAGCCUGCUGCGGUUGGGCGAUUGGCAGCUCUUGCGCUUUGCCUUGUGGUGCGCUGUCCACUGCUGGUGGCAGCCUGGAGGUCUGUUGGAGAGAUCAUAGUGAGUGCGCUGUCCGGUGAUGUGGCAUUCAUUCGCCGUGCCUUCUGGAAGAAUAUGAAACUGUCGAUGUUGACGCUGCUGCUGGAUCGGCUCAUCAAGCGUCUCUCGCAGCGGCUGGCCAUGUUGCUGCAAGAAGGACUCUCCUUGAAAGUCCACGAGCUCUUGCUGAGGAAGCAUGCCAUCCACCACGGAAUGGCAUGGCAGCUGCCGGCAAUUUGGCCCCCUGCAGCGCGGACGUCCGAGGUCGCUGGAUUCGGAGAUGCAUUACUUGGCUUCAUGGAGUCGUCCCUGAAGCCUUGCGUGCUCGCCUUUUACGGGGCAGCGCUAUCGCUGUUCACUGGAGGUUGGAGAGUUCUCGUGCUGUACUUGCUGAACAUGCCACUUCACGGCCUGAUUUCUCGCUACGUGAUGCCAAACUACGCCGUCCACAUGGGUGGGCUAGCGGACAAGGAGGCCAAGUUCAAGACUGUUCAUGCACGCUUCCGUCAAAAUUUGGAGCCCAUUGCUUUCUCCGGGGGCGGCCGGGCAGAACAACGAAUCAUCGAGGAGCGCUUUGACGAUGUAAUCAAGACGCAGCAAGCACUGGACAACGAAGAUAUCGUUUACCAGGCUGCGACAGACUUCCUCACGAACGGAAGCUUGCUGCCUCUUUCUUUCAUGCGAAUCUUGUCCAUGUACUACACCAUGAAGAACUCCUCAGCAGUCAGCCAGGGUGCCAUAUCUCCUGCAGAGCUAUAUGGCAUGUGGGCGUUUGAUCGUGGAACCACAUUGGCCUUCAACAACAUGUCUGCAGUUUGCAGGUUGCCUGAAAGGCUUACCGGCCUACAUUUCACUUUGGCCCGUAUUUCCGAAUUCCUGAAUGGCCUGGAGCAAGCUGAGCGCUUGGCCCCAAACGUUGCCACGGCACAAAACAUCGCAGCCGAGCCGGUUCUCAAAGUGCGCGACCUGGACAUCUUGACCCCGGGCAAGGAUGAAGUCUUGGCACUGCGCGUGGGCUUUGAAGUGAAGCCUGGAAAUCCCGUGGUCAUUACCGGGCCUAAUGCUUCAGGAAAGUCUUUGCUUGCAGGCCACCUUGCGGGACUUCGUGCUCCAAGUACGGUGAAUGCCUCCGUGACCUUUUGCGGCUCUUCCGUCUUCCGCACUCGGCCGUUUCUCCGCGACCUGCUGCUAAUCCCCCAGAAACCGUAUUUGGCUCCAGGAGGGCUCGGGGAUCAGGUGUCCUACCCCCUCAGUGGUGCGGAGCAAGAUCCGAAGAAGUUGCAGCAAGCUUUGGACGUAGUCGGUAUUGGAUACCUAGUUGAUCGUCAUGGGGGCCUUUUUGCUACACCAGGGUUGCAGUGGGACGAGAUCUUGUCCGGUGGUGAGCAACAGCGAAUAGGCAUCGCUCGUUGCCUUUUCCACUUCCCACGGCUUGCCAUCCUUGAUGAGUGUACCUCCAUGGUUUCCCAGGACACCGAAGUCCAGCUUUACAAAGCCAUCGCCGAAGCAGGUUGUGCAGCUUGGCGGAAAAUGCAAGUCGGCACGAUCACGAGACUGACACCCCAGCCUCCACGCGAGAGCCGCUCUGCAAAGGUGCCAAUUACCAUCUCUCAGCGCCUCACGCUGCUCGAUUCAUUUGAGCAGUCGGUACGUUCAUACAGUCAGUUCCUGGCAGGGCACAGCGGCACAGCGCUCUGCCACUUUGCCUUUGCCAGGCUACCGGAGCUCCACGAGCAGGAGCUGCAGCUGGGUUGUGACAGCCUGGCGGGAAGGGCCUGGUUGAUGGGACCUCGGCCAUUCGCUCGGGUCGUGUUUCUGGAUGUGGAUGGCGUCCUGAACUCGGCGGCCGAAGUGGCUGCAGGUUGCGACUACGUCCCUGUUCUGACCGGUGGCUUAUGGCUUGAGAGGAACCUGAUCCUAAGACUGCGGGAUCUGUUGCACUGCGGCCAGGCUCACAUUGUGAUCUCUUCAAGCUGGCGGCGGGAAGAUGCCGCUGUCAAGGCGCUGAAGGGAGCGUGUGCAGACGCUGGCAUUGCAUCAUGGCGCUUCAUUGGUCAAACUCCCGAGAUGAAGGCAUCGGCACGAACAGCUGCAGGUAGAAGAGUGGCAGAGAUUCUCCACUGGUUGGCUUGGCAUCGAGUUCAGCUUGGCGUGCAGCAGUGGGUGGCGCUGGACGACAUGGAUCUCGCUGGUAUCUGUCCUCCCCACCUCCGGCUGCACAUGAUUCGGACAGACGUUCAUGUGGGUCUACAGCCAGAACAGGUGAAGGGAGCGCUUUCGGUGCUGGGAUGUGGCCAAAGAAUUUGCCCGGCAGUGUCGAGAGCCUUGGGACCGCCCAAAGGUAUUGUUCUGGACAUCGACGGCACCCUCAUAGACUCGUUGAAUGUGUGUCGACCCUGGGGCUCGUUCGUGGCUUUUUCGGAGCCCACCCACGUGCACGAGGAGCACAUCGCUGUCUUUGCACGCCCAAACUUGCAGAAGUUCUUGGACUUCUGCUUCGAGCGCUUUGCGGGGGUGGCAGUUUGGACAGCAUCUGAUGCCAGCUGGUGCGAUAUGGUUGUGGCGGAGGUGCUGUCGCGGCAUCGAAACUGGUGCUUCUGCUGGUCUCAGAAGCGCUGCAGCGAGCAUCAGCGCGACCGUGAUGGCACAGAACUCCCUCCGACCUGCAAACGACUUCGCAAAGUGUGGAAGUCGGGAGCAAGGCGGCGGAGUGGCUUCUGCCGGGAAACUACCGUGAUUGUGGAGGACACCGCCGUCAACUGCUUGUACAACCGGGGCAAUGCUGUCAUUGUGCCGACUUUCGAUGCUUCGGAGGCUACUGCGGCAACGGACGAUGACCUUCACAAGCUGAUGCAGUACCUGGAGGUUGAGGUCCUCCCUGCUACGGAUGUGCGCCGCCGACAGCCGUGGCAUCCUGCCGGAGGGCGAAGCCCUGAAGCUUCAGGUGCUUCAGCCUUUCGGCCGCCGGAACGCCACAUCCAGGGCUGA
This is a messenger RNA of Symbiodinium sp. CCMP2592, 7206 nucleotides long. Lineage: Eukaryota; Dinophyceae; Suessiales; Symbiodiniaceae. The record is from the annotation of a GenBank genome assembly.